GUGUGAGUGUGUGACAUAAGGGCGUUCCGGUUAUCUAUUUAAAGGUGAUCAUGAGGGUAUGUCCACAACUGCAAACUAGCUCGAUCAAAUUUUUCUUCCUUAGAAGAAGUCCAUAGAUCAAAAGAAUGGGAAACGAGACAGUAGUAGUGGCUGAAACUGUGGGGUCGAUAAAAGUGGCGGUGGCAGUGUGCCUAUUGAGAGGCCAAAACGUGCUCUUGGGACGGCGCCGCUCCUCUCUCGGAGAUUCCACCUUUUCACUCCCCAGUGGCCACCUUGAAUUUGGCGAGAGCUUUCAGGAGUGUGCAGUAAGGGAAUUGAAGGAAGAAACUGGUUUAGACAUUGACAAGAUAGAGUUGCUAACUGUGACCAAUAACCUGUUCCUAGAUGAAGCCAAACCAUCGCAGUACGUGGCUGUUUUCAUGAGAGCAGUGCUGGCAGAUCCUUGUCAAGAGCCCCAUAAUAUUGAACCAGAAUUCUGUGAUGGUUGGGGAUGGUAUGAAUGGGACAAUCUCCCGAAGCCACUUUUCUGGCCUUUGGAGAAAGUGGUGCAGGAUGGAUUUAACCCUUUUCCAACAUUAGACAGCUGCUAGCUAUUUGUAAUGUUAUUUUCUGCUAGCUGAUUCAUCAUCAGCACCAGCAAGCUGAUUUCCUUUUUAAGAGUAUUUUGUGUGAUUUAUUUGUACCAUGUACCUUCAUUAAGCAUUUAUUGAGUUUGUGUACUAAUCAUGUUAACGUGAAUUUUUUUUUUUUUUGUUCCGUGCAUCUCUGCCUCUCCCUGCCUACUCAAAUGAAUUAGUUGAGUAUAUUUUAUGAGAAUGUGAUGAAGUGUUUGUCCAUAUGAAAAAGUACGUAAUUUUGUCAGUUCGUUUUAGAUAUUUAAAGGUAAUUUAGACAUUUUGCUUCCUUCCUUUCCUAGUACUAAAAUUAUACAUACAUCUAAAGCCGAAACACUAUUCCUCUCACUGUUCAUUAAACAGUAAAAUGGCGUCUUUGCCCUUCGUUUUUGUUUCAAUUUCAGUUGCAAGAUGCCCUUUUCCCCGAUUGCUGCUUCUGAGACUUUCUCUUUGUUUUGGUAUAGAGAGAGAAAGACUGAAAGGAAAAAAGGAGUGAUCGAUCUAGAUUUAGAAACCAUGAAAGGAGAGAUAAUUUAGAAAGGAGCAGGGGGAUCUGAUUCUGGGUUUGUUUUGGGUUCCUCGGGGGCAAAACGGCUGUUGCCGUAAGAAAGAAGGGGUUGCGAUAGAAAGGGAUAGAAAGUGAUUGAGAUUGUGAUCGCGCUGUUGGAGUAGAGAGGAGAGGAGGAUGGAUCGAAGCUUUCAUCGAUUUUGAGAGGGAGUUUUCAGGAAAGAAGAAGAGAUUGGGCGGGAGGUUUCAGGAAGAUUUUUAUUAUCUGUGUGAUCUAGGCUUGGGUUUGUUUCGGAAGAGGUGUGUGCCAAGCUUUUGAUCGAGUUUAGGAGAUAGGUUUCGAGAACAAAAGAGAUUAUAUCCUCAGAGUGUUGAGAAGGCUUCACAGACUGAUAAGCUGUUUGCGCUUCUCCAAACAACAUUCAUAAUUUUCAAAAGUAGAAUACUUAACUGUCAUUAAGAUUCAUGACUUUCAGUUCAAUUUCGACAGUGCUUUGAACCAAGCCUGCAUUAUAUAUCAGUAACCUUCAAUGCUUUUUGAGAAUAGCCAACUUUGUCUUUCUGUAUUUCUCACUUUCAUAAAAAAUGAAGUCAAUUUCAGUUA
Messenger RNA from Rosa rugosa (rugosa rose), 1726 nucleotides. Its product is annotated as geranyl diphosphate phosphohydrolase-like. Gene Ontology annotation, molecular function: 8-oxo-7,8-dihydrodeoxyguanosine triphosphate pyrophosphatase activity. The transcript is spliced from 3 exons. The record is from RefSeq and is a predicted model, not a curated record. Lineage: Eukaryota; Viridiplantae; Streptophyta; Magnoliopsida; Rosales; Rosaceae. Bases 126 to 590 code for a protein of 154 amino acids. Gene Ontology annotation, cellular component: cytosol. Gene Ontology annotation, biological process: dGTP catabolic process.